GAAGUUUCCAGGAAAUAAUCUAAUCAAUCACACAAAAACCUCAACACUUGCACAUUCACACGCUCUCCCAUUUAUUAUUAUUAUUAUUAUAUUUUUCUUUUCCUUUUCUACAAUUUUUCAACUUCAAAGAGUGUUCAUAGCAUACAGAAUCUUUGCAAGAUUCAUGUGUGGGAUUAUACCUUGUGAGUAAGAAAAGGAUAAAAAUAAACAUAGCAUAUGAAGCAAUACCACUUUCUAAUGUUGAGUUUAUUCUCUCCUUUUCUUCAUGAAUUAGCACAACCAACUCUUUCCAACAAGAAUCAUUAAUUUAAAUACUUAAACUCAACCCCACCAUUAUUCUUCAAUUUCUUUCAUCCAUACAUUAUAGUAAAAAUAAAACAAAAUUAAAAAAACAAGAAUAAGAUGAAGAUAGGUAAGGUUGGAUUAGGGGUGAUGAUGGUUGUAUUGAUGAUGAUGUUAAACUUGUCUACUUGUUCAGCUUGGUUUGGUAAUAAACGCAAAAGUGGAAGAAACUCAAUUUUACCAGGUGAAGCUAUGUCUUCAAGACCAAGUCUCAUGAACCAUGCUGCUGGUUCCUCAAUUGUGUUCCCUAUUUAUGGCAAUGUUUAUCCUGUUGGGUUCUAUAAUGUUACUCUCAACAUAGGCCAACCACCAAGGCCCUAUUUUCUUGAUGUUGACACCGGUAGUGAACUCACAUGGCUCCAAUGUGAUGCUCCUUGUUCCCAAUGUUCUGAGACACCCCAUCCACUCUAUAAGCCUAGCAAUGAUUUUAUACCUUGCAAAGAUCCACUCUGUGCGUCCUUGCAGCCCACGGAUGACUACACAUGUGAAGACCCUAAUCAAUGUGACUACGAAAUUAAGUAUGCUGAUCAAUACUCAACCCUUGGUGUACUUCUAAAUGAUGUCUACCUUCUCAACUUCACCAAUGGAGUCCAACUUAAAGUUAGAAUGGCACUGGGAUGUGGAUAUGACCAGAUAUUUUCACCUUCAACUUACCACCCUUUAGAUGGAAUACUUGGUCUUGGAAGGGGAAAGGCCAGCUUGAUAUCACAGCUGAAUAGCCAGGGUUUGGUGCGAAAUGUGAUGGGACAUUGUUUAAGCUCGCGAGGAGGAGGAUACAUUUUCUUUGGAAAUGUUUAUGAUUCUUCUCGAAUGAGUUGGACUCCAAUCUCAUCAAUCGAUUCGGGAAAACAUUACUCUGCAGGACCAGCUGAACUUGUUUUUGGAGGAAGGAAGACUGGGGUGGGAAGUUUAAAUAUUAUUUUUGACACUGGAAGUUCCUAUACAUACUUCAAUUCUCAGGCUUACCAAGCAAUGAUUUCUUUGCUGAAUAAGGAAUUACAUAGAAAGCCAAUAAAAGCAGCACCUGAUGACCAGACUUUACCUAUGUGCUGGCAUGGUAAAAGACCUUUCAGAAGCAUAAAUGAAGUGAAGAAAUACUUCAAGCCACUAACACUUAGUUUCACCAAUGGUGGAAGAGUUAAACCACAGUUUGAGAUCCCUCCUGAAGCUUAUCUUAUAAUAUCUAAUAUGGGAAAUGUUUGUCUAGGAAUUCUGAACGGCCCUGAAGUAGGAUUGGGUGAACUGAACCUAAUUGGAGACAUAUCCAUGCUAGACAAAGUGAUGGUAUUCGACAACGAGAAGCAGUUGAUUGGAUGGGGACCUGCAGAUUGCAACAGUGUUCCAAAAUCCAGAGAUUUCAGUUUAUGAUAAAUAAAUGUACCUAAUUCAAGCAUGCAUAUGACUGAUAUCAUCAGAGAGUAGAAAAUAGAUUAAUGCAUAUUAUAUAGCAGGGUGAUGGUACACUACUAAUGUUUUAUGAAUUUAACUUCAUGGUUUAGUGCUUAUGAUUUGUGAAUACAGGCAUUGUGUAGAGUAUAUUGGGGUAAGCUAUUAUGCAGUGUGAAUAGUAUUAGUAACUGAUAAUUACAUAA
Messenger RNA from Medicago truncatula (barrel medic), 1934 nucleotides. Its product is annotated as aspartic proteinase Asp1. The coding region runs from base 403 to 1710 and encodes 435 amino acids. Gene Ontology annotation, molecular function: aspartic-type endopeptidase activity. NCBI's taxonomy places the organism in Eukaryota, Viridiplantae, Streptophyta, Magnoliopsida, Fabales, Fabaceae. The transcript is spliced from 8 exons. Gene Ontology annotation, biological process: proteolysis. The record is from RefSeq and is a predicted model, not a curated record.